This is a messenger RNA of Pochonia chlamydosporia 170, 1296 nucleotides long. RefSeq names its product salicylate hydroxylase. The coding region runs from base 1 to 1296 and encodes 431 amino acids. Gene Ontology annotation, biological process: secondary metabolite biosynthetic process. NCBI's taxonomy places the organism in Eukaryota, Fungi, Ascomycota, Sordariomycetes, Hypocreales, Clavicipitaceae. The record is from RefSeq and is a predicted model, not a curated record. Gene Ontology annotation, molecular function: FAD binding; monooxygenase activity. The transcript has 2 exons.
AUGCCUACGAAUCAACCCCUACGUAUCAUCAUCGCCGGCGCUGGAUUGGGUGGACUCGCUGCAGCGUGUCGAUUUGCCAAAGAUGGACACCAAGUUGAGCUUUUCGAAAGAUCAAAGUCCCUAUCAACAGCGAGUGGGGCAAUCUUCAUAAGAUCCAACGCAGUUCGUUGCUUUUGCCGCUGGCAGAUGCGCAAUGCUUUUGAGGCCGUGACUGCCGAGAUCAGAAAUCACCAAACACGCAAUGGGAUCGACAAUGAACUCUUACAACGUCUAUCUUCCACCGGCUUCUCAGAAUAUCCCGAGUGGUCGACGGAUCGUGAAGCGUUGCAAAAUUUGUUGUACGAGCAAGCUCGCGCGGCUGGUGCCAGAAUCACCUUUGGUGCUGAGAUUGCAGAUAUUUCCGAAGCUGGUAAUCUUGUAUAUGCAACAUGCCAGGACGGCGCCAAAUACACUGGAGAUCUUCUCCUGGCAGCGGAUGGCAUUUCAUCGCGCUUACGGGCCACCAUUCUCUCCGGCCAGAAACCUACAUCACUAACUCCUAUCCCAGCUCCAUCUGUGCAUUACCCGACCGAAAUCCCUAGGGACAGACUCCUCGCCAAUACUCUUACGAAAUCGUUGAUCGCGGAGCCGGACGCAGAUGAUUCGAUUAUGUGGGCUGGACAUGGAGGGUACGCCAUCGGGAAAUACAAUCAUGCACGCCAAUUGUUCAACCUGAUGUUUUCCAUUCAAGAUAGCUCGGAAGACUACGCAAAGAAUCCACGGUUAUUUGACGAAAUUGGUGACACUAGCAUUGUAAAGGAUUUCUUCAAAAGGUACCAUCCAAUUCUGGGUGCUCUGUCUGGAAUGACCGAGUCUUGCUCACGGUGGCGGUUGGCGAGACUGGAGCCGCUCGACACUUGGUCCAGCCAAGGUGGACGACUGGUGUUGCUGGGAGAUUCGGCACAUGCUAUGCUGCCAAAUUUGGCUCAGGGAUUCAGCUGUAUCGUCGAAGAUAUUGAAGUUCUAUCGCUCUUGCUAGAAAACGGCGGAGACGUUUCUAGCAUCGUCAAAUCGUGGGAGGAUAUUCGCAUUCCAAGAGUGACGAGGUUGCAGGAUGGUUCCCUAUGGAACUACAGAUUGUAUACCUCUGGUAAAGCCCCUGGGGAAGAGUUAUCAGAAGAAGAUAAGAAAUUGCCUAUGGGAGAGGGGAAUGGCAAUGCGCCUUUUAACUCUUUGCCUUUUCUGAAGUGGGUAUUCGAUUACGAUGCGGCGAAAGAAGCGACGACGGCCAUAGCACAGGCUCAUGGCCAGACAUAG